Molecule: messenger RNA, 6163 nt
Organism: Phyllopteryx taeniolatus (common seadragon)
Lineage: Eukaryota; Metazoa; Chordata; Actinopteri; Syngnathiformes; Syngnathidae
Product: protein sprouty homolog 3
Exons: 2
Coding region: 1368-2276 (302 amino acids)
Biological process (GO): negative regulation of Ras protein signal transduction; animal organ development; multicellular organism development
Cellular component (GO): cytosol; membrane
Source: RefSeq, a predicted model, not a curated record
ACCGGAGAAGCAGCUGGCAAAGUGUGAAAACGCCACUGAACGGACGCUCAAACCUGUUAGAAUUCAUUUCAAGACAAAAAAGAUUAGAAUCUGGUCAUGCGCCGAGAAUUUAGUCGGAAACUGUACAAAAUGUCAAAGCCCAAAAUAGAGAGUCCUGAUGCUAUAACCUGAACAAACCAAGAUAAAUAAUUAUACAGUAUGUGCUAUGAAGAAACGUCCUAUAACAUCACUUUGAAGAAACAAAAAGACUUGCUCGCACAGUGGUCACAGAGGCAAACCGCUUGUUUCAACUUGUUUUUGUUUUUGAAGUUAAACUGACAUGUUAAGCAAGAGAAUGAAACAUUGUAUAUUUAAACACCAAGAUGUUCAACCAAACUAUAUCAUUUCCGCUAAGAAAAUGUGCGAGCUUAAUGUGAAAUGCCAUAGACGGGCUAACAGACAUUAGCAUCGAUGUUAAGGUAAUUAUGAACCUUUAAACAAAAACAAGCAUCAACAAUACUCAGCGAAGGUUCCCUAUAUACUCCACAUAGUGAUUUGGAUUUGCUACUUGUCCUUGUGUGUGAGAUGGCCACUUGAGUGCACGUGCAUGAAGUGGCUUGUAUUCAGUGAUGAGAGAGGGUGGGGGUCGAGAGGGAGGAGUGUGAGAGAGAGAGCGAGAGAGAGAGAGAGAGAGAGAGAGAGAGAAAGAGAGCGCAUCUAGCCCUCAGAGUCAUUCAUCUCUGGAGAAGAGAGGUGGACGCUACAACAGGGCAGCAAGAGAGUUCUUUGUAAACAAUUUGUGCCUUCCAUCUCUUGACUGCUAUGCAUUUUCUUCUCCUACUUUUUCACCCGCUCCCGACCAUGAAACUCGCGCCGCUUCCUCAUCUCCGACUUGCUCGCUCGCCAGCAUCCUCAGAAGGCACACACGCCGUGUGAUUUUGAGAGGAAGAAGAAGGCAGUGGUGGUGGGGGAGGAGGUGACCUCAGGAGGACGCACAGGGAUCCCAGCUCCGGGAAGAGGAGGAGGAGGAGGAGGAGGAGGAGGAAGAGUGCACAUCCUGCUGAUAGAGAGCAUCUAUGAAGCCUUUCUUUUCCUCCAUGCACACGCACACGGACAUUUACGAUUGAUUUUCCCAUGAACUAUGACAAGGACCUAUUCAGCAUUCAGCGUCCUGUGAAGUAAGUUACUAUAGUUACCACAGACUCGUAUAGUAAACAUAUUAGUUUACGUGAAGAUCAUUUGCAUAAAAGUACAAUAAGGACGAGCUGCACGUGUGCAAAAUGGAUCUCAAUCCAAUCAGAGGUUUAUCUGAUGUCCCGUGAGAGUCAGCCUGGUGCUGCCAAUCCUGGUGCCAACCAUCCUGGUACCGCCAACUGUGGGUCUCUGACAUGGACCCCGCUCAUUCCUUUAGGAUGGAGAUGGACGGGCUGGACCUCCAGCAAGUCCCGGUGUUGUCGCUUGACCAGAUCCGUGCCAUCCGGACCCAAAACGACUACGUGGACCGGCCGGUGGCGCUGGAACUGGCGUCCCAGUCUGGAUUUUUCUAUGCCCACGACGAACGCCACCCGCAUGGAAUAUACUCGCAGCACCCUCAGCCGCCCCGCCACACUGCCCUGCCCCGCAGCCAAAGUCAGCAGCACACCCACAUCUCCCGUCUCAGCCGCUCUAGUACCGUGAGCUCCUCCAUGUCCCGGACCAGUGCCGGCUCUGACCAGAGGCUUCUAGCAGGCUUGACACCCUCGCACUCCGGCUUGGCUUCGGUGGUGCGCACCCAACCGAAAGGGGAGCUCAAGCACGAUGCUUCCCUGAGCAAAAUCCUGGCCGAGGACGAGCUGUGCCGGCACCAGUUCAUCUGCGAGCGCUGCGCUCGCUGCAAGUGCCACGAGUGCUGCACCCCGCGCCGACUGCCUUCCUGCUGGGCCUGUGGGCAGCGGUGCCUGUGCUCGGCCGAGAGCAUGGUGGAAUACGGCACCUGCCUGUGCUGCGUCAAAGGCCUCUUCUACCACUGCUCUGCGCAGGAUGACGAGGACAACUGCGCUGACCAGCCGUGCUCCUGCUCCCCGACCCAUGCCCUGGCCCGCUGGGGCACCAUGGGCCUCCUGGCUGUCUGCCUGCCCUGUCUCUGCUGCUACCCCCCUGCCCGGCUGUGCCUCGCCCUGUGCCGCUGCGCCCAUGACCGGGCCACGCGACCCGGCUGCAGGUGCAGCAACACCAACACUGUGUGUCGCAAGAUCUCCGCCUCUAACCCCAACCCGGGUCAUCCCUCUGUGAGCAAGGCUGUGGAGAAGUCGCUAUGACAGACCUGGAUUGGUGGCAACAAGACGCCAACCUUACUAGUGCUCACCUACCUUGUAUGCAUCCACCUGUUCUACAGCUCGGGAGGGACCAAAAGCUUUACUGUGCCUGUUCGCCUUGGAAACUACAAGCUCAACCUGAAGAAGAACUGAACUGAACUCGCCUUCCUUCUUCUGCCUAAUCGGGAUGUCUAAAACGUAUUUAUUUAUUAACAGACCGGCUACUGACACCCGGACCAGGGACUUGAUCAGGAACUCAUGGUUCUACCGCAACCAAUUACGGGAUAUAGACGCUUCCACUAAAGGUCUAAAGGCCAAGAAACCAAUGAUUUAAACAUGACGACAUUUGCAGCACAUCUGGAACAAUUUGACACUCACAAAAAAGGGACCACACACUGUCUGAAUUGAAUCUCAAUGCCAUUAAGCUCAUUUGUAUGAGGUGGACUCACAGUACUGCGCAAACGUUGUAGGCCACAGAGGCAGAUUGUAUUUGGGUUAGGUUGUAGGCAACUUUAUGAUUCCUGGAGGAUCAGACGGUAGAUUCUGGGACUUUUAACUAGAUCCUCUGCCAAAAGCAAUGGGUUCUACGUGCCACCCUCAGAAAAUCUCAUAGAAAUCGCUUCUAACUGAAUAUGUCCUUGAGAGAAGUCACCGGUGGUAUCUUCAGACAUGUGCAAGUACAUUUGCAGCUCAUCUGGAGAACUUUUAACACCCCUCAUAAAAGGGACCACACACUGUCUGAAUGAAAUCUCAAUGCCAUUAAGCCGAUUUAUACGAGGUGGACGCAAAAUACUGUGCAGAAGUCAUGAGCCACCAAGACAAAUCAUAUUUGAGUUAGCUUGCAGGCAACCUGCUUGCACCUGAAGGAUCAGAUGGUCGAUUCAGGGACUUUGAAAUGUAUCUUCCACUAAAAUCUAAUGGGUUCAACGUGCCACCUCUCUAGGAAAUCUCAUAGAAAUGCCUUCUAACUAAAUCUGUCCUCAUACGAAGUCAUUGGUGGCAGCCUCACUUCUGUGCAGUACUUUUGCAGCACCUCUGGAACCCUUUGACACCCCAAAAAAAAGGACAGUACUGCGCUGAAGUUGUGGAACACCGAGGUGAUUUGUAUUUGGGUUAGCUCGUGGGCGACUUCCUGGUUCCUGGUUGUGGGACCUUACCCUCUCUUGAAAUGCUUGAAAUCUGUCUUUUUUUAUAAAGUCACAGUCAUUGGUGGUGGCCUCAGACUUUUGCAUAGUACAUUUGCAGCACCCCUAAAACACAUUGAUCCCACAAAGGGGGACCACACACUGUCUGAAUUCCAUUAAGCUCAUUUGUUUUAGAUGGAUGUACGGUACUGCGCCAAAGUCGCUGGCAACCUCCUGGUUCCUGAAGGACCAGAUGAUGGAUUCUGGGAAUGUACACAAACUUUUAAGAUCUUCCACCCAUAAAACAACGGGUUCCGUGCACCACCCCUCUAGAAAAAUCUAAUAGAAAUGACAUAAUAUAUACUGUCCAUCCAUCCAUCAAUUUUCCGAACACCUUAUCCUCACAAGGGUCACGCUACUGCUGGAGUCUAUCCCAGCUGUCAUCGGGCAGGAGGCGGGGUACACCCUGAACUGGUUGCCAGCCAAUCGCAGGGCACAUACAAACAAACAACCAUUCACACUCACAUUCACACCUACGGGCAAUUUAGAGUCUUCAAUCAACCUACCAUGCAUGUUUUUGGGAUGUGGGAGGAAACCGGAGUGCCCGGAGAAAACCUGGGGGAGAACAUGCAAACUCCACACAGGCGGGGCCGGGGAUUGAACCCCGGUCCUCAGAACUGUGAGGCAGACGCUCUAACCAGUCGCACAGCGUGCCGCCAAUAUAUAAUAUAUAUAAUUAUAAUAUAUGCCUUGGUGGUAGCCUCAGACUUUUUGCGCAAAAGUUGUGGACCACCUAGGUAUAAAUUGUAAUUGGGUUAGCUUGAAGGUGACUUCCUGGUUCCUGGGGGAUCAGAUGGUGGAUUCUGGGACCAUAUUCACACUUUUAACUAGAUCCUCCACCAAACACCAAUGGGUUUUAUGGACCACCCCUCUAGAAAAUCUCGUAGAAAUGCUUGGAAUCUGUUGUACAAAAUCACAGGCAUUGGUGUUGGCCUCAGACGUUUGCGCAGUACCGUACAAUGUUUUAAACGGUGGGUUAUUCAACAACCGGGUGGGCCGGGUGGGCAUUUGUCCAUCCAGUCUGUCUGUGUGCGUGUGUGUGUAUGUGUGAAGAAAAAGAAGGAGUUGUCUUUUGUCUUAUUUUUAGCCUCGCUGCUUAAUCUUUGCACUGGUCCGGUCGGGUUUCUCGGUCUGUCGCCAAGCUCCCUGGUUGGGCCGCCGCCCAAACCCCGGUUCCCCUCGCAUCUCCUGCCUCCUCUCAUUCACCAGUUUAUCCUCCUAUCCCGCCGGCCGCGCCCGCCUCUCCUCUUUCGCUGGCCGGUGGGCUAAAAGCCUCCCGUCGAGAGUUGAUCAGACGGGCAAUUAUCUCUGUGAUUGCUCUUAAUGGGCCAGAUGAGAACGCAGGACGGAGUUGCGGUGUUUUGGCGGACGGAGAAGAAGGCGGGACGGAGGGAAAAAAAGGAUGAGGCUCGGAUUUCCAGACGUGUGCAUGUGUGUGCAUGUUUUCAAGCGAACGUGCGUGUGUGAUUUUGGGAUACAUGGAAACAACACUGACGCGUUAAAACCUUCCUUUGCGAUUAUAUUUUUAUAUGCAGAUAUGAGCUAACGGUGUUGAAAUUAUUAUUUUUUUUUACUGCGCUUCCAUGACAAUAGUUGUCAAUUCAGGAACUUUUGGGGCCAGGAAGAUCGACAAAAACAAUCAAAAAAUGAUGCACAAGGAUUUCGUAGGAUAGUGUACAAAAUGUCUUUCAGCAUAGAGGGCCAAAAACGUUAUAUUUUGUGGUAAAAAAAAAUUAAUUAAAAAUUAUAAUAAAUACAAGAGUUGAGAAAUCAUUUUAAAAGCAAAUAUUACAAUAAAAAAGUUGUAUUACAAGAAUAAAGUUGUAAAAAAAAUUAAUGCUCCCAAAAUAAAGUGGUGAUAUUACAAUUUAAAAAAAGUUGUAAUAUGACGAUUAAAAAGUUGCGAUGUUUUGGGAAUACAACUGUAAUAUUAUGAAUAAAAAGGAUCAAAAAAGUUAUCUUAUGAGAAUAAAUUAUUAUAAUUCCGUGAAUGAUGUAAUACAUUUACAUGACAAAUGUAAUUUUACGAGAAUAACGCUUGCUUGCUUAUGUUUGUCCUUGUACUAUUCCGACGGUAUCAUAUUUAUUCUCGUAAUGUUUUGACUUCAUUUUUGUAAAAGUAUCAUAUUUUUCAUGUAAUUAAAAAAAAAAAUUCUGGUAAUGACACAACUUUAUUCUCGUAAUAUGACAACUUUUUAACGUAAUAUUUGAAAUGAUUAUUAUUAUUUUUUUUAGAUUCUGCUGUGGAUUUGCGGUGCAUUUUUCUUUCACAACAAAUCCUACUAAAUUCUUGCAAGACUAGACCAAAAAGUUAUGCAAAGUCGUCAAGGAGAUCGUUUUGAACUGUUACGUGACUGCUCAUGUUCGCGAAGAGCCUUUUAUUGGACUGAAAAUGAAACUUGAAUUUAUUUUUGGAUGUGCGCCGAGAGGUACGUGUUAUAUAUUUAUUUGUUUCACAUUGUAUGAAUCAAACAGAUUACAUGAAGGGGCAUUUCUGUUGUUUAUUUUUGGUUUGCAUUGGUGGCUAACGUUAGCUUGCUGCCUCAACAGUGGGGGUGGGCAACCUUUUUCUAAUCAGGGGCCAUUUCAGCCCUCCAAGGGCUACAUAUAUGGAUACAAAUAGAAUAAAGUGAGUCAUAUUAUUAUGUAUUUUGAGAUUUUCUUUUUUUUUUUUUUUUUUUUUUUUUUUUAAUAAGUUUCUUUGAU